Esox lucius (northern pike) is the source of this 3055-nucleotide messenger RNA. RefSeq names its product minichromosome maintenance complex component 3 (gene mcm3). Gene Ontology annotation, molecular function: single-stranded DNA helicase activity; ATP binding; ATP hydrolysis activity. NCBI's taxonomy places the organism in Eukaryota, Metazoa, Chordata, Actinopteri, Esociformes, Esocidae. Gene Ontology annotation, biological process: double-strand break repair via break-induced replication; DNA strand elongation involved in DNA replication; mitotic DNA replication initiation. Gene Ontology annotation, cellular component: nucleus; MCM complex. The coding region runs from base 120 to 2558 and encodes 812 amino acids. The transcript is spliced from 16 exons. The record is from RefSeq and is a predicted model, not a curated record.
UGUGUGUCCAUCGGGUACUUGUUGGCGCGAAAGUCCUGCAGUUCUGUAACAACAUCUGCUGACACCAUAACGUCAGAAUCUGUAGAAGUUUUUGUCUUUGGAAAAUAACUAAUUACACAAUGGCGGGUGAUUCGGUGGACGAUCAGGAGAUGAGAGAGGCGCAAAGAGAAUAUCUGGACUUCUUAGAUGAUGAUCAAGACCAGGGGGUCUACCAGAGUAAGGUACGCGACAUGAUCGGCGAGAACAAGAACCGACUUAUCGUCAACAUAAACGACCUGAGAAGACGCAACGAAACUCGGGCGGCCAAAUUGAUGAAUAAUGCGUUUGACGAGCUGCUGGCGUUCCAGCGUGCUUUGAAGGACCUGGUGGCGUCUGUGGAUGCUACAUACGCCAAGCAGUACGAGGAGUUCUUCAUUGGUCUGGAGGGGAGCUUCGGCAACAAGCACGUAACCCCCCGGACCCUGACCUCCCGUCUUCUGGGCUCCGUGGUCUGUGUGGAGGGCAUCGUCACCAAGUGCUCUCUGGUACGUCCCAAAGUGGUGAGAAGUGUCCAUUACUGUCCAGCCACAAAGAAGACGAUGGAACGGAAAUACACUGACAUGACCAGUCUUGAUGCCUUCCCCUCCUCUGCCAUCUACCCCACCAAGGAUGAGGAGAACAACCCGCUGGAGACAGAGUUCGGCCUGUCCAUCUACAAGGACCACCAGUCCAUCACCGUCCAGGAGAUGCCGGAGAAGGCCCCGGCCGGCCAGCUGCCACGCUCUGUGGACAUCAUCCUGGACAAUGACCUGGUGGACGUGGUGAAGCCGGGGGACAGGGUUCAGGUCAUAGGGACCUACCGCUGCCUGCCGGGCAAGAAGGGAGGGUUUACAUCCGGAGCGUUCAGGACCAUCAUGAUCGCCUGCCAGGUGAAACAGCUGAGUAAGGAAGUGUCUCCGUUCUUCUCUGCUGACGACGUCUCCAAGAUCAAACUCUUCAGCAAGUCGAAGAUCGAUGUGUUUGACCAGUUGGCACACUCCCUGGCCCCCAGUAUUCAUGGCCACGAGUACAUUAAGAAAGCCAUUCUGUGUCUGCUGCUCGGAGGUGUGGAGAAGGUUCUGGAUAAUGGAUCGCGCAUUCGAGGAGAUAUCAAUGUACUGCUCAUAGGUGACCCUUCGGUGGCGAAGUCUCAGUUGCUACGAUACGUCCUGCACACGGCUCCCCGGGCCAUCCCCACGACAGGCCGGGGGUCAUCCGGGGUCGGCCUGACCGCUGCCGUCACCACUGAUCAGGAGACCGGGGAGCGGCGUCUGGAGGCCGGGGCGAUGGUUCUGGGGGACAGGGGUGUGGUCUGCAUCGACGAGUUCGACAAGAUGUCUGACAUGGACCGCACGGCCAUCCACGAGGUCAUGGAGCAGGGCCGCGUCACCAUCGCCAAGGCCGGCAUCCAUGCCCGGCUCAACGCCCGCUGCUCCGUCCUGGCGGCUGCCAACCCGGUCUAUGGCAGGUAUGACCAGUAUAAAACCCCCAUGGAGAACAUCGGGCUGCAGGACUCUCUGCUGUCUCGUUUCGACCUCCUCUUCAUCAUGCUGGACCAGAUGGACGCUGAACAAGACAGAGAGAUCUCCGACCAUGUCCUCCGCAUGCACCGAUACAGGGACCCCCGCGAACAGGACGGAACAGCGAUGGCCUUUGGCGGCUCAGUAGACAUCUUGGCCACCGAGGAUCCGGAUGCAGCUCAGGACGAGCAGGAGGAGCUGCAGGUCUACGAGAAACACAACAACCUCCUGCAUGGAUCGAAGAGACGCAGGGACAAGAUCGUAAGUAAGGAGUUCAUGAGGAAGUACAUCCACAUCGCCAAGGUGUUGACCCCGACACUGACCCAGGAGGCAGCCAAUCACAUUGCAGAAGAAUACGCCCGCUUGAGGAGCCAGGAGCAGAUGGGUUCCGACAUUGCCCGGACGUCUCCGGUGACCGCUCGUACUCUGGAGACCCUGAUUCGUCUGUCCACGGCCCACGCUAAAGCCCGGAUGAGCAAAGCCGUGGAGCUGGAAGACUCUGAGGUCGCGGUGGAACUGGUCCAGUUCGCCUACUUCAAAAAGGUUUUGGAGAAGGACAAGAAACGCUCCAGAAAAGAGCAGGACUCUGAUGAAGAGGAACAGGAGGAGGAAGCACCGUCCCAGCGGACCCCUCGUUCUGAGAGGAAGAGGAGUCGUCGCGGUUCCCAGAGCACCGAGACCUACGACCCGUAUGACUUCGCUGGAGAGAAGGACAUCCCUGAGAUCCAAGCUGGCACGCCCAAACCCACCGAGGACGAACCGUCCGUGGACGCCCCAGUCCCUCCGAGCCAAGACAGCCAGACGGAGGUGUCUGCCGACAGGCUGAAGGAGUUCAAGUCGUCUCUCCUGGAGGUGUUCCGUUCUGCACAUGCCCAGUCCGUGGGUUUGAAGUCUGUGAUGGAGUCUGUCAACAAGGACAGAGACGAGCCCUUCGACCAGUCUGAGGUCCGUGCGGCCCUGGCUCGCAUGCAGGAUGACAACCAGAUCAUGGUGGCUGAUGACAUCAUCUUCCUCAUCUAAUGACCCAUGUCUGGGUCGUCUCCUCCUGGGACGGGAGAAGGAAGAGGGGAAGGAAAGUCUGAAUGGAGAGAAGUUUUCCCGUUGUAAGACUGUUUGAAGGAAGAGCUGAAGGAAGAUGGAUGAUGGAAGUCCACUUUGCCUGUUUCAUCUGGGUUCUGGGUCCUGUUUGCUUCUUACGGUUGGAUUUGGGUCAGUAGCUGUCUGUGUACGAUAAAAAAGGGGUUUAAAGUAUAAUGCUUUUGUUUUAAAGUGUUUUUAGGUAACUAUUAAAUCUUCUUGGAUACAUGGUCUGGUUAAAAUGAGGAGCGGAGAGCUUGACAAACCAUUUCCUCUACAGCCCCUGCCUUUGUUUUGCCUCAGUUUUGUUUUCAGGGAAAGAUUAUUGUAAAUAUUGUUCAAACAGGUUUUCAUUGUAAAGGUUUGUUAACUAUUGAGAUGGAAAAUUAAAACCUUUAAUGUUGAGCGUUGAGUGGGUGGUUGCUCUCAGCAAACUAACA